Rhopalosiphum maidis (corn leaf aphid) is the source of this 3232-nucleotide messenger RNA. It is a transcript of the gene Cdk8, whose product is annotated as cyclin-dependent kinase 8. The transcript has 13 exons. Lineage: Eukaryota; Metazoa; Arthropoda; Insecta; Hemiptera; Aphididae. Gene Ontology annotation, molecular function: RNA polymerase II CTD heptapeptide repeat kinase activity; cyclin-dependent protein serine/threonine kinase activity; ATP binding. The record is from RefSeq and is a predicted model, not a curated record. Gene Ontology annotation, cellular component: nucleus; mediator complex. Gene Ontology annotation, biological process: protein phosphorylation. The coding region runs from base 348 to 2225 and encodes 625 amino acids.
CGUUUCAGUGUUGUUAAAAGUGGUCAAAUUUAAAAGAGAAAAUUCAUCAUUUAUAAUUUCUAUGGUUUAUCUACUAUUGGUUAUUUAUAUUGUGAUCGUUUUUAAUUGAAAAUUGUCUUAAUAAUACAUUGUUGUCUGACCUAUUGUUUAUUGAAUUGAAACUCGAUAGUGCGUUCUUUCCACCGAUUAGUUAAUCAUUGCCACAACUAUAGGUGUAUAGGUGUGUAUGGUUUAAUAACUAUUGAAAAAAAAAUAAUAAAAACAAAAAAAUAAACUGUCAACAGCUAAAUAAUUCAUGUGUCUUAACAUAAACAUUGUGUUUUGGUUCAUUGAAAGAUUUUAGUUCAAUGGAUUACGAGUUCAAAAUUAAGACGGGCAAUGAAAGAGCUAAAGUGGAAGAGCUGUUUGACUAUGAAGGGUGUAAAGUUGGAAGAGGUACAUAUGGUCAUGUAUAUAAGGCCAGAAGAAAAGAUGGGGACAACAGUAAAGACUUUGCUUUGAAACAAAUUGAAGGCACUGGAUUAUCAAUGUCAGCAUGUCGUGAAAUUGCUUUGUUACGUGAAUUAAAGCAUCCAAAUGUGAUAAAUCUAAUAAGAGUAUUUUUGUCACAUAAUGAUAGAAAGGUUUGGCUGCUCUUUGAUUAUGCAGAACACGAUCUUUGGCAUAUUAUUAAGUUUCAUAGAGCAGCAAAAGCAAAUAAAAAACCGGUAAUGGUUCCCAAAGGAAUGGUUAAAUCUUUACUGUUUCAAAUCCUUGACGGAAUACACUAUUUACAUUCUAAUUGGGUUUUACAUAGAGAUUUGAAACCAGCUAAUAUUUUAGUAAUGGGUGAAGGCCCCGAAAGAGGACGUGUAAAAAUAGCUGACAUGGGGUUUGCUCGACUUUUUAAUGCUCCAUUAAAACCACUUGCUGAUCUUGAUCCAGUUGUAGUUACUUUUUGGUAUCGAGCUCCUGAACUUCUAUUAGGCGCAAGACAUUACACUAAAGCUAUUGAUAUUUGGGCAAUUGGCUGUAUAUUUGCUGAAUUAUUAACAUCUGAGCCCAUUUUUCAUUGUCGCCAAGAAGAUAUUAAAACAAGUAAUCCUUACCACCAUGAUCAAUUAGAUAGAAUAUUUAAUGUAAUGGGCUUUCCUCAAGAGAAAGAUUGGGAAGACAUAAAAAAGAUGCCCGAACAUCAAACUUUAAUGAAAGAUUUCAAACGAUCAAACUAUUCAAAUUGUUCUUUGGUGAAAUAUAUGGACCGGCAUAAAAUCAAACCGGAUAGCAAAGCAUUUCAUUUAUUACAAAAAUUAUUACUUAUGGAUCCUAACAAAAGAAUUACUUCAGAACAGGCUAAACAAGAUUCAUAUUUUCAAGAAGAUCCUACACCUACUUCAGAUGUCUUUGCUGGGUGUCCAAUACCAUAUCCCAAAAGAGAGUUUUUGACUGAUGAUGAUCAAGAUGAUAAAGACAAAAGGCAACAAGCUACAAAUAUUUUUGCAUAUGAUCAUGGACGUUACUUAAUCGAUAGUUCUAACACUCGCAUUUAUAAUAAGAACAAUAGUAUCACAUCUAGAUUUGACAGUAUCAGUAUUACCCAGGAUCACCGUAAUAGCUUAACCAACAAUGCUUAUGUUAAUAGUUUGCAUGAUUGGCAUGGCUUAAAUCACACUACGCUAGAGGGUGCACAUUCUGAUCAGUCGGGCAGUCAUCAUAGUCAUCAGCAACAACAUGCAGCUAAUCAAAAACGUAUGCGCAUGAAUGGGCUUGGUCAACAUCCGAGUGUCAACCCAGGAACAGUAAUGCCACCUAAUGUUCAACAACAACAGCAGCAGCAGCAACAACAGCAGCAGCAGCAGCAGCAGCAGCAAGUGCAGCAACAGCAGCAGCAGCAACAACAACAACAGCAACAACAAGUGCAGCAGCAGCAGCAGCAACAACAACAACAACAACAACAACAACAACAACAACAAGUGCAGCAACAACAACAAGUACAACAGCAACAAGUACAGCAACAACAAUCCCAACACCCGCAGCAGCAACAACAACAACCCCAACAUCCACAACAGCAGCAACAACAACCACAACACCCGCAACAACAACCACAACACCCACAACAACAACAACAACAACAACCACAACAACAGCACCAACAAGACUUCCAUCAUGUGCCUCAACACCAGCAAAUGAUGUAUUCUCAGGUCAAUCCCAAUGGGCCUGGUCCUAAUUAUUCACAAAGGUUUUGAAUUAUUUGAAAUAAUUUUUUUACCUAUUUGACUGAUAAAUUGUAUUAUUUAUUAAUUUUUAUCAAGUACAUAAAAAACUACAUAAAAAGCUUAUCUUAAUAUGUCUUGACUAAAGAAUUAAUUUAAAUCAUCAGGUUAAAUGUGUACAUUUGUUGAAGUUCAGAUUGUAUCAUAUAUAUAUAUAUAUAUUUUUUUUAAAUAUAAUUAUCUAACAUUAGAAUUCAUUUUAAUCGUUUUAUUAUGAAAUAUUAAUGAAUUAUUUUAUUAUUAAAUUGCUGAUAUUUGUGCUCUUUUAGCCUCAAAGGUGGUACUUAAAACUGUUGUUAUAAUGAAUUAUCAAUGAAUUAAUAUAUAUUAUGUUAGAUAUUAUAUGUGUAAAAUCCAAAUGGUGGUAUUAGAGUCAAUUAUUUCUUGGCCAUUUAUUAAUAAUCUAACUGUAAAUCACUAUACCCUCUUUUGACCUUUAAUUUAACAUUUUAAUUAAAUCACUUGAAAAAAUCUUUUAUUUAUCAUUGUCAUCAAAAAUUAAAUUAGCAUUAUAUAUUAAUAAUAUGUACUUAAGGUAUAUUGUUCUUGUACUAAACUUCUAAGUUCUACUAUCUAUUUACUGAGAGUACAUAGCUCUAAAUACUGAAUCUCAGUAAGUUACUAUACAAUAAUUUUAAAAAUUAAGUGAUUAAAGUAUGAUAAGAUGUACUGUAUUAGAUUAUUAUCCAUUUUUAAACUUUAGCAACAGUAAAACUAUUUAAAUAGUAGUUUAUGCUUACUGGGUGCCAGGUUUUUGGUAAACAACAUCAAUAAACAAGGGUACCAUCCUACUAGAAUUUUAGUUCAUUAUUUAUAUGGUGACCAAAAUAAGUCUAAAUUGUUAACACUAGCCUCAGAGUAUAUAUUUUACAGAACCUGGUACGGAUUCUUUAAAUUUAUUAAGUAUAAAUGAAUAUUAGUCGUUAGUAUUUAAAAUGAGUGUAUAUUUUCUGACGAAUAAAAUUUACAUUUGAUUAAAA